This is a messenger RNA of Heterocephalus glaber (naked mole-rat), 10467 nucleotides long. It is a transcript of the gene Pag1, whose product is annotated as phosphoprotein membrane anchor with glycosphingolipid microdomains 1. NCBI's taxonomy places the organism in Eukaryota, Metazoa, Chordata, Mammalia, Rodentia, Bathyergidae. Gene Ontology annotation, cellular component: plasma membrane; membrane raft. Gene Ontology annotation, molecular function: SH2 domain binding. Gene Ontology annotation, biological process: negative regulation of T cell activation; intracellular signal transduction. The record is from RefSeq and is a predicted model, not a curated record.
AGACAGGCAGCACGAACCGCAGAUCAGCAGCCACGGCCCCGCCGGGCUCUGCCCCUCACGGCCCUCCCUCAUCGCCCACCCCCGUGACUUGCCGCAGCGGGCCGCGCACAUGCGCACUCACCCCUCGAGCCCAGCGCCCCGCGCGGCUACUCCGCCUCGGCGCCUGUCAUUCACCGCGGCGCGGCUGCGAGUGCUGACUGCGGAGCCCGCCCGCCAGCUGGCUAGUGCACGCGCCCGCGAUGUGACCGACCCUAUGGGGGCGGGCUGGCAGCUCUCCGGGAGGUGGCACCGCGGCUCUUCUGCGGGGUUUCUAGUUGAGCGGCGAUUUCCUGGGAGCCUGAGGCACGCGCCAGGAGCUCGGAGCGCAGCGUUACAGAGCUCGCGGUAGCUGCAGCGCCCGGGUCCGCGGCCGGGUGCAGUUUAGUCGCUCCCGCCGCCGGUGCGCCCAGAGAGUGAGUGCCGGGCCGGGCACGCAGAGCUGUGGCCCUUGGUGCAGAGCAGCCGCGCCGGGUCCACUGCGGGACCAGCGGUGCGCGCAGCCAGAGUUUGCAGGGGCUGCCACGGAGCGCAGCCCCCCAACAAGACCGUGCCACCUGCGUCCGGAACACAUGAAGACCUUUUAUUAUUCAUCUGUUGCGGACAACUUCAGAUCUGGGAAAGGUAUUUAUUUCAAGGCCAAGAAAGAAGAGAGACUCUCUCCAUAACAACAUUUCAAAGAGAUACAUUGCGAGAGUGUGGAAUACUUUUUUGAACAAACGUCUCUCCAAGAAGCAUUACGGCUGGAGCAGGGGACAGUAGCCACCAGGGACUAAAAGCUCCCUUGGGAGCACACAGGCUUUGGAGUCCAGGCGGCCACACUCAACCCUGCUGCCCAAGUCCUGAGGCUGAUGCUUGGGGCAAGCAGACACGGCGCCCAGCCAUCCAUGCGGCCGCCUCUGAGCGACUGACUCCUCCCAUCAGCGGUGCCACUUCCUGCCCGCUCCGCCAUGGGACCGCCGGGCAGCCUGCUGGGCGGCGGACAGGCGCAGAUGCUCCUGUGGGGAAGUCUGGCAGCUGUGGCCAUGUUCUUCCUCAUCGCCUUCCUCGUCUUUCUGUGCUCUGGUUGUGACAGAGAAAAGAAGCCAAGACAGCACAGCGGGGACCAUGAGAACCUGAUGAACGUGCCUUCAGACAAGGAGAUGUUCAGCCAUUCAGUGACCAGCCUGGCAACAGAUGCUCUCAUUAGCAGUGAACAGAAUGGGGCACUCACCAAUGGUGACAUCCUUUCAGAAGACAGCACCCUGACCUGCAUGCAACACUAUGAGGAAGUCCAGACCUCAGCAUCAGACCUGCUGGACUCCCAGGACAGCACAGGGAAGCCCAAGUGUCAUCAGAGUCGGGAGCUGCCCAGAAUCCCCCCCGAGAGCGCUGUGGAUGCGAUGCUCAUGGAGAGGAGCGCAGAUAGUGAGCAGGGGCCAGGCACGGAGGGGCCGUACGAGGUGCUCAAGGACAGCUCGUCACAGGAGAACAUGGUAGAGGACUGCUUGUACGAAACCGUGAAGGAAAUCAAGGAGGUGGCAACAGCCGCACACCUGGACAGAGGCCACGGCAGCAAAUCCAGGUCGACUCCCACCUUGAAAGAGCUCCCGGGACCCCAAACGGAGGGCAAAGCAGACUUUGCUGAAUACGCCUCUGUGGACAGAAACAAAAAGUGUCGCCAGAGCAUUAAUGCAGAGAGCAUUCUUGGAACUUCGUAUGAUCCAGAAGAGGAGGCCCCACCACCUGUUCCUGUUAAGCUUCUGGAUGAGAACGAAAACCUUCAGGAGAAGGAGGUGAGCACAGCAGAAGAGUGGACCGCAGAGGAGACCGGGAAGACCAACAAGAGAUUUAGCUCGUUGUCAUACAAGUCUCGGGAAGAAGACCCCACCCUCACAGAAGAAGAGAUCUCAGCUAUGUACUCCUCAGUGAAUAAACCUGGGCAGGCAGUGCCUAAAUCAGGACAGUCACUUCAAGCACCAGAGACCACCUACGCCUCCAAUCCAGGGGCUCCUCAGAGGUCACCCUCUUCCUGUAAUGACCUCUAUGCUACCGUGAAAGACUUUGAGAAAACUCCCAAUAGUGUCACUGCACUUCCACCAGCAGGGAGACCCAGUGAGGAGCCAGAGCCAGACUAUGAAGCGAUACAGACUCUAAACAGGGAGGAAGAAAAGGCCCCCCUGGAGAUCAGUGGCCACCAUGGCCUUGUCCCUAAGGAGAAUGACUACGAGAGCAUUGGAGACUUGCAGCAAUGCAGGGAUAUCACCAGGCUCUAGCAAGGCAGAAGACUUCUCCAGAGAGCCUGUAUUAGCAUCUGGGGACAGUGCUUCUGUGGAAGAUAAAAGAUAUCAACCUAUAUUUUAUAUGCUGCUUUAGUAAACUGGAGAUAAUUGCAUAUUCCAUGACUUUUCCCAGGUUCUGUACAGGGAGGUACAGACCUGGUUGCCCCUGCAUGUGCACCUGCCUGCCUGCAGACAGGCAUACCCCAGCACAUGCACAAACUCCCUCUUGCACCAUUACCCUCCUCAGAAGAUCCUAGCUUCCAGGGGUUUAUCCCACAGGUGAGAAAACUGAGCUGUAAGGAAGAACUGCAGUCCACUUGCCUAAAAUACUGCCAUUCCGAAGAGUCAGGUUUUUCUUCCUCUCUUCUCUUUUCUCUUCUGCUACUAACUCUAACAUAUGUGGCAUUUUCCCCUUGAAAUCUUCUGAUCUCUAUGGCUCAUUCCAAGGAAAUCCUCCCAUAGGGCUUGGCACUAGCCUUCAACAGACACGUUUGGAAGAUGAAAGCCUGUGGUUGCUGGUUUCCAUCCAGAUCCCCAGUCCUCUUCCCAGAACUACCCUAGCAUCCCUGGGGAAUCCAGACUCUGGAGGAGAAUAGGUUUGGGGCAGGAUGUCCCUUGAGCCUCGUAGGUCCUUGCUCCUUUUUAGGUUGGCACUGCAAAUCAGCAGCCUUUCCCCAAAGCAUUUGCAGUCAGUUUUAAAUGCUUUGUCUUAUUUUUCUACUCAAAACUUUUUCUUCCACAAUGUUCAGAAACUCAUCAGAGCCUUUUUCAGUAUUUUCAGCAAAUAUCAUGGUACUUCUGUACUUGUUUCAGCCCAGAACUCAUUCGUUCAAAACAGAGAGCCUUAAUCUUUACAUUGGAACACAGACCACACAUGUGGACAGCAGCCGUGGCUUCUUUCCCCAAGGGCUAUGGACGUGAAUAUGCACUUCCGGGGAUCUCUGCCGCCACCCCACCAGUGUGGACUUUCAUAAGUUAUCUCCUACCCUAAGGUAAUCUAUCUAAGAUUAAAAUGUAAACAUUUAUUUUUAUUAUAUAAAUUUAUAAGAUGUUUUAUGUUUAAUGCCUAAUUUCUAGAAAGUGCCAGAAAAUGUAUAUUAACUAUUUUGAUUUUAUGUACAAUGAUUUUACUCUCAUUUUGAAAAGACAUCGUGAAGCACAUAAGCUAGAUAAUUAUAAGUAGUUAUCCUUUUUUUUAAAUGAGUGUUUGAAAUGUUGAAGGUUUGUUAACAACCCAGCUUUGCAAUGGUACUUGGAGUUUCUACUUCAAAUCAACUGAACCACUGGAGAAAUAAAUGCAGUGGACCUAAAUAAUCAUUUUCCAUGGUUGGGGUGAGCAAUAUUGAAAUAUCUGAAAUGGAAAAAAUGGAAAAAUAUGGCUAAUGAAUUAUGAACCUCCUAAAAGUAUCAUACUUUCACUAAAGUUUAAUGACAUUUUUCAAGAAAACAAUGAUAAAUUCUGCAGUUCAGUGAUUGCUAAUGCAAAAUGCCUAUUAGAAUUUUUUUCUUCGUUUUACAAAAAUCAGUGGCUGAAAUAGCUCAGAUUAAGUACUCAGCCUGGUUUGAAUUUAAUCGUUAUUUUAGAUCUGAUAAGGCCACCAUUGGAAAAUUGUUCACUUUUCAAUUUAAAAGGAGCCUAGUUAAAGUACCAUCAUGAAGUGUGAACUACAAAAAGGAAACAUUUCCCACAAUGAUAAAGAAGUAAGGCCAUUAUCUCAUACCUCUGUGACAUCUGUGACUAUAAAGAUUUAAUAAUCUUGCUGUUUUCCCUCCUUCUGACAAAGAAUGCAAUUGGGAGGAUGAUGCAUCCUUGAAAAUUGUAGAGGCCACCAUGCUGGCCUGUAUUUCUGACCUUGUAUUCAUGGACUGGCUUUCUGACUGCUCUGUAGUACACUUCUGAGAUUGUUAAGAGAACUCUGUUGGUUGGUUGUCACUACCUUUCCGUCAGCCUCAUCUCUUCCAGGAAGACAUCAUGUGCAUAAGCACAAUCAUUGUUGAUUACAAAGUAUUGGCAGAAUACCCUUGAAUCCCUUGAGCAGACUUUAUCAGGAAAAUGCGAGUACUUCGUCUCUGAAUUCAGAUCUUCCAUAAGUACUGCUUUGCCUGCUGAUUUUCACCACUUUGUAUUAAUGAGUUUGACCCAACAGUCUCUCAGGUCACAAAGUUCUCUUAGUGCACAGUGACGGCCAUGUCUCACUACACACCUGCAUUGUGCAGGCUCAGUACCUUACAGCUCAGAUGUUUUAUUGCAUUUCCUAGUGUCUUACUUAUCACCAGGGAAGUAGGUAUGAUCUCUAAAGUGUAAAACCCUUUCUUCAUUAGAGAUAAGUUCAUUAUAAAUAAUCAUGUGAUCUUCACAUUUCAAGUUUUCAAAUAUAAAUUGUGCAAUCUAGUCAUAAAAUAUGCACUGAAAUAUCUCUCUUAAUUUGAGAACCAGUGAUAAGAGUAAGUUGUGAUAGAAAAUAUUUUAAAAGGAACUGGAAGGCCUUCCAGCAACAAUUCUGAAAGAACAAAUGACAGAAUAGUCCAUAAGACCUAGGAAAGGGAGGAACAAAAGUGCUCUUCAGAGCACCGGCUACUUUGUUGAACCAUAUUUAUUGAAGUAACAUUAUUGUUUCCCCUUUAUUGUACAGUUUUUCAUAAAUUCAUCUCUUUCACUUUGUUCAAAAUCUGUGCUUGAAUCUGUGAGUUAGACAGAAGCCUAUAGAUUCUUUUAAAAGUUUCAUGUUGAGCUAAAUGCUACAGAGUUUAAAUAUAUGAAAGGUAGAUAUAAAGAACAGAAUUCACUGUAUAUUUAAAAUUCACCAUUGAUAUCCAUAGUAUGCAUCCAAUUAUAAUGGUCUAGGUUAUGUGAACUUAGAUAAAAAGAUAAAAAUAAAUUUUAGGCAGGUUUUUGUUCUAUAAAUCAGAAUUAUAGAUCUAUCUUGGUUAGGCAUAGUGGCAUCUUUUUGUUCAGGUAAAUUGAAAGUAUAGAAGCAUUUCAUGCUGAUUUUAAUAUUUCCCAACUAUAGUCACCAGGGAGAUAUAACUGUUUUAUAUGAAAUGUUUGAGAAAUCCUAGAAGAAAGUAGUUUUUGGAAAUAUGUUGGCUACAUAGUUUUUUUCUUAUCCUGAUCUAAAUUACAUCAUUAAGUCUGUUAAAAUAUUGUACCAGUAUUCUGUGUAGGGGAAAAGGUUAAUCAUUGAUUAUCUGCCCUCAGAAUCCCAGAGUUAAUUGUAAUUGAGUGUUAAAUUAACAAUAGGUAGUCAACGCUGAGAACUAAAAUUGAACCUCAAUAUGUCACUCUGCUUCUCUGGAUUAUUCUUUUUUAUAAUUAGAGCAUCUAUUUACCUUAACCAGUAAUAAACUAUGUAUGUAUACACACAUGUAUGUAGGCAUGUAUAGUUGGUGCUGGCACAGUUCUGGUGCAAUCAAUUAAUUAGGAUAUGUUGUAUUAUGUAUUUGGAAUGUUUAUCCUAUUAGUGUUGUGAACUUUUGUCAUAAAAGCAGAAUUAGAAGAAACAGUUUUCCAUAGUUUUUAUUUGGUAAUUAUAGGAAAACCUUCUUAAGUCACCCCCAUUUAAUUUUUCCAAUGAACAUAUUCCAGUUUUUAAUUGUGUCCAACAUUCUCUUGACUGAAAACCAGCAUAUUUUAAGAUAGUUUUGUCACACAUGUAACUCAUUUUGUAUUCAACCUGAGAGGAGGAAAUGUAAAUAGGUGUACUUCUCAGAUAAGUGUUCAAGAAGACAUUUGGCCAAAAGCAACAAGACAGGAAGCCUGAGCCAGAAUGGACCCUGGGCAAGGUGGGCCCCACCUGCCAGGUAGUAGGGGCAGAAUUGGGUACCAUUUGGUGGCAAUCUCUUUAAAACCCCCAGGUUUUACAGCAGAAUCAACAGUCAGUGAUGCAAUAUGAUGUGAUAAAAGCUGCUCUGAGAUGAUACCCUGGCUACGAUUACAGAGCCUCACUUCAAGACCAAAUUAGGAUUUUAUAAAUGAGUAAAUGAUACCUUCUUCAAUGCUCCAUGUAAUCACGUGGUGCCGUUCUUCUCAAAGUGUUGAUUUCUGGUCCCUACCAGCUUAGCUUUGGCUGCUGGAAGCACAGUAGGUACUGACAGUUAUUUCCUAGGAAUCUUCACAGGCUUAUUGUACUGUGUAAUUGGGAAAAGUGAAAGUGUAAUGUUUGGUGUUAAUAAGUGACUGGUGUGAAAAUAGGAACAUGUGUCUGUGAUAUCAAGUAUGGUUUUAUUUGCAGUGAAAUCUAAAUUUUUUAUCUUGUAGUAGUAUUUUCUCACUCUAUAUCUUUUCUUAAUACAUUAUUCCUAAUAUUGGCAUUAAACAAGUUGGACACAUUUAGAUUUAAAAUGUUUGACUUAAACAGAUCAGCCCAGAAAUGAUGAUAAAUAAGAAUCUUUAUCUGGAAUUACUAAAUUAACUUUUAAUGUAAUGGUCCAGAAGAGAACAAACAUUUAUAUGUGUAUGUUUUUCUUUAAGCCUAUUGCUCAUUUUUAAGUGUUUAUUUCUACAUUCUAAUAUUUGCAAUUACCUCACUGUUUUUCAGAUUCUUUUUAUUUAAGUGAGAAAUAGUUCAAAUUCUUCCUAAUAUUUGAUGAAGUGAGAAAUGUGAUUGUUAAAAAAGACAUUUUUAAAAAGCGUUCAAUUUGGUAUUCAUUUAUCAUAAUGCAGAAAGAGUUUUCUUUGCUUACAGCUUACAUAUUAUGGAUGCUUUUCAAAAAUGUAUUGUGCUCUUAUUGUCUCUUAUCAGCUUGUAUGAUAGAUUAUAAAGGUUGGUGAUUGUUGUUCCUCAGACUUCUAUAUGUUAAGCUGGCAGCAGUAAAAUGUUUUAAUGCCAUUACCUUUUAAAUAAUUGUAUUAUAUUAACAUACCACGUGUUUUCUGGGUAACUUUGAAAGAGCCAAACAAAAGUCUGUGAGAAAUAGGAAUUGAUAUUUUGUUAUUCGUGUAGUUUUUCCUCAUAAAAAUGGUUAUCCCAAAAUUAACACGUUAUCUCUUAGGGUUCACAAUAAAAGUACUCCUGCUUACUCAAAAACAGUAAAAAAAAAAAAAAAAAUGACACUUACCAACAGUUUUGUUCAUUGUCUCAAAAGAUCUUCAUAAAUGAUCAAAUUGUCUAGUUCUCAAGAGUGGAAAAUUGUUUUCAAUAGCAAGAAUUUUAAACCUUAGUUUAAAAGUCCAGAAUUGUCUCAUGUUAGAUUCAACAUCCUAUCGUUUCCCUUUCCCUGACUCUAGUCUUAUUAAGGAGGAAGUCUAAAGAAUGGGGACACAAAAGUCACUAUUUCUUCCUGCCUUGUGUUGGCUCCUCCUGUGUAGGUUCUUUCACUGUCCGCUCUGUACAGCACCAACCCCCACCCAGCUGCUCUGUGUCAUAUCUUCCUCGGUUCUGGCCACAAUUCCCCAAUAUUACAGACCCUGCCUGACAACACAGACAUUCUCCAUCCUGGGUGGAUGACCAGACAACAGCCCCCGUCAAAUUCUCCUGCUUCUCAGUCUACCAAGAUGAGGAUGAGGCCCCAUAUCUGCCUAGGGAAGCAAAUGCUAGUAUUGUCAUCAGUUUUGCCAAACCAUAUACAUUCCUGCCACCUCUCAUGAGCCUGGUUGACACAAGGGGACCAUGGAAAACACUUUUUUUUAAUGUUGUGGAGGAAUCAAACUCACAAAUACAGAAAUAUCAGUACCAUACUCUCACCAAGUGACAAGCUCACUGUCCCCUGCAGUAUUUUGAGACUGUCUUGUGUCUCCUUAAGUCCCAGGGAAGGAACAGCCUCACUGACCACCGUGUUGAAGGAAAACCCUUGUAUCAGCUGCAGAGCAGUGUUACAAGUAAAGGAGGAGAAAGCUAAUUGUUUUUAAGGGGGGAAAAUCCUUCUGAUGACAAUUCAUCAUUUUUAAAGUAAACUUGAGCAUAGAAUAUCUUAGCCGUGCAGCUGUUGGACUCCCUCCCCUUGGGAAAUGGUAAUCCUACGUUGUGUUAGUUAUAACCGCUUUGCUCUACUCUCUCAGAUCUAAGAAAACAAAAUGUUCAAGCAUCUAAAUGGGGAGUUGGCAGAUACUGAGAGAAACUGGGCCAUGCGUAGGGCAAAGAGUCUGGUUUUUGGAGUGAGAAACCAGGUACCCUUUACCUACUGGCAAAGGUGAUGGAGCGAGGAAGCAGUUGAGGUUCUCAUCAUCGAUACACUAAGGAAGCUGAGUGCAUAAAGUUUUGAUUUUUUACACUUCAUUGUAAGUCACUGUAGUUCAUUUCUUAAUGGCUAUUUUAGAGUAUAAUUUUUUUCAGAAUUAACAAAAUAGAUAUCUGCUCAUUCUCUUUCUACAUGUUUGUAAAGCCCACCUGGUUAGUAUACCCUGGACUAGGACACAGUUAGGGCUAGAACACAGAUCGGUCUUGAAGCUCCUCUCCAGUUCACAACUCGUGUCCUGAUGUCAUUCUUUGGUUUUAUUUAGUUUCUUUCUUUAACUCAACACAUUGGAAACCAUGAGACUAAAACAAUUUCCUUUCCCUUUCUUAAGUUUAGAGGGGAUUGUUUUUAAUCUUUAGCUUCCCCGCUUAGGUAGUGAAAACUUUUUGAAUGACAGCAGUGACCUUCCCUAGGUAAAGCCACUAAAACUGAAAGCCAAAUUCCAUUCCUUUGACAAAUAUCCAUGUAUUUUCUAGGUGAAACCAGUAAAUGAACCUCACAUGAUGUUCACUACCCAUCCUUAAGCUUGGUGACUGGCCGGCUUUUUAAAAUUUUAUUUUUGGAAUACAGGCAUCUCAUAUUUUUUCUGAAGCCACACUAGCCUAAUUCCUAUUGCUUCCCCACAUUAGCCUACCCAUGUCCCAGCAAGUGGCAGUGCCUCCAGCGCUGCCUGUUUUGUGGGCAAAAGUCAUGUGAAAAAUACCCGGAAAGAUGGGUUUUAGGUUUAAGUUCACAAUCAUUUGGGAACAUUCUACACCAUUAGGUUCUGACACUCUUUAAAAAAAUUUUUUUAGUACUGACUACAUAUUUUACUGGGGGAGGAACUGAAAGGAAAAUUUGAGCCAAGUGAUGUGGUUGACUCCCUGCCCUAUGUUUGUUUGUCUCCCCAGAAAAUAGAUUAGCCCAUGUCUACCACUCAAGAGUCUUCUGAGAGUAAACAGUGAAUGUGUAUAAAUGAGAAAAAUUAUCUCAAAGAUCUAAUUUUUGGUUUAGAUAUUUUCUUCUUUUUAAACUCAGGAAUAAACCUGGUUUGUGGGUAGCAUAAUAUAGCUGUUAAAACUAAUUUGUAGGUGACUAGAGGGUCCUUUUAAAUAUAAUUUUUCUAAAGACUUCUAACUUUGUUUCAACUCGGAAGAGAAACCCUUUGAAUUAAGAAAAACAAAACAAAACAACUUCCACAAGCUCCUUCUAGGAGAGAGUAACAUCAGUCUACCAUCUUUCCCAAAGUGUUUAUUUCUUGCCUGUUGUAUCUCAGUUUUUAUGAGUGAAAAACAAGGUGCAUGUUUUUUAUUUCUUGGAAAAGUGAAUUGAGGUGUUGCAUUAAAUUUUCAAAUGAGACAACUUAAUCAAAAGAAAAGCAUUGGUUUUGGAGACAAGAACACAGGGCUGUGGUUCCUGUUCCAACCCUGACUUUACUGUGUGACCCCAAGCAAAUUAUUUAACUUCUCUGUGCCUCAAUUUCUCCAUAUAUAAAUGUGGGGAUGAUACCAACCAUUGCCUACCUCAUAGGGACAUUUGGGGGACAAAUGAGAUAAUAUAGAUAAGUAUGAAUGCUUUCACCUCUUUGGAAGAAAGGUGCUAUAUAAUUGAAGUUGUCUUGUUUCAAUGAUCCAAUUGUUAAUUAUGUUUAGGGUUUAGAUAAUAGCAAUAUUGUUAGUUAUGUUAAGAGUACCUUUCGAUUUAAUGCAUAUUUCCAGUUCUCUUCUGUGGCCACAUCUUGAUCAUCUAGUAAUGGUACCUAAGGAACUGAAAUGAGUAUUUGUUUUCUAUGUUUCUCCUGGUAGUAUUUCAAUUAUGAAUAUUCAGAAAAGCCUGGAGUUUAACUUGUAAUAUCUUAUAGUUUACAUGUAAUGAACCUUAUUCAAGCUGUAUAUAAAAAGUAUAAUUAUAGGUAAAGUAUAAUUACAAGUAAAUAGCAGGUACAUUGUAAUUAAAGGCACUUUUCACAUUGUCUUUGUUCUUUUUUAAUUGUAAUAAAGGUCGGUUUUAUAUAAAA